This is a messenger RNA of Neltuma alba, 979 nucleotides long. RefSeq names its product proteasome subunit beta type-3-A-like. The record is from RefSeq and is a predicted model, not a curated record. Bases 68 to 682 code for a protein of 204 amino acids. Gene Ontology annotation, cellular component: proteasome core complex; cytoplasm; proteasome core complex, beta-subunit complex. Lineage: Eukaryota; Viridiplantae; Streptophyta; Magnoliopsida; Fabales; Fabaceae. The transcript is spliced from 6 exons. Gene Ontology annotation, biological process: proteasome-mediated ubiquitin-dependent protein catabolic process.
CAGCAAAGUAGUACGUUUCAAUUUCACGUCAACAGAAAACCUAAAAUUUGAAGUGAGCCUUGGGAAGAUGUCGAUCUUCGAGUACAAUGGAAGUGCCCUAGUGGCUAUGGUGGGCAAGAACUGCUUCGCCAUUGCCAGCGAUCGGAGGCUCGGUGUUCAGCUUCAGACUAUCGCCACCGAUUUCCAGAGGAUAUCCAAGAUUCACGACAAGCUUUUGAUUGGUCUUUCUGGCCUCGCCACUGAUGCCCAGACAUUGUAUCAACGCCUCGUCUUCCGGCACAAAUUAUACCAGCUUCGAGAAGAGAGGGAUAUGAAGCCCGAGACUUUUGCCAGCUUAGUUUCUGCUAUUCUAUACGAGAAAAGGUUUGGUCCAUACUUUUGCCAGCCUGUAAUUGCUGGAUUAGGAGAUGAUGACAAACCCUUUAUUUGCACCAUGGAUUCAAUUGGAGCAAAGGAGCUUGCAAAAGAUUUUGUUGUUGCAGGCACUGCAUCUGAGUCUCUCUAUGGUGCUUGUGAGUCUAUGUUUAAGCCUGACAUGGAACCAGAGGAAUUAUUUGAGACCAUCUCUCAAGCACUGCUUUCUUCUGUUGAUCGUGACUGUUUAAGCGGCUGGGGUGGACAUGUCUAUGUUGUUACGCCAACUGAAGUAAAGGAAAGGAUCUUGAAGGGAAGAAUGGACUAGCUUUCAAGCCAUCCGGUGACCCACUUCACUUCCUUGUCUGCUUAAUUCAGGAGCUGGAUGGGAGAUCAUUUACCGCCUUUUAUGUUAAGGGUUACCUUUUCAUUAUGGCGCAUUAAAAGGAUGUUCCAGUUCCUGUAGUUGGUGCCGCUUGUUAUGAAUUAAAUCAUCAAAUGCUCGAAUUUGUGUUAUGGGUACCUCCGAUUCCUCGUCCAGUGCUCAGCAUAUUAAUGACAAGGAUGGUUCAAAUUUAAAAUGUCUAAUCUCCAAUUUGUUAUAAUUAUGAAUUUAUUUUUUUAA